GUAUCACACUUUCGCAUCUGCUGAGUCUGAAAUUAAUUAAAACCUAACAAAGAUAAUCUGACUCAAAGUCAGACAAUAACGAGUCUGUGUUUACAUACAAAUCUAUAAUAAUGAGUAAUAAAAUGCAGUUGACUUCAUCACAUACAUUAUUACGUACUUAUUUUUAAAAAACCUUUGAGCGAUCCAAUAUCGUGACUUUUCAAAAACUCGCACCUGUAUUAUAACUUUUAAAACCAGUCUCUGAUAAAAAAUGUAUAGAUGAGAAGUUAGAUUGAAGUUCACUCAAAAAAUGACGGCUGAAAUCAUAAAUACCGUAUGUGUUGCACCAAUGGAGUACUGAGGCAGCACCGUGCACUACUGAUUUCCAUGUUUUAACACGUUUUGACACGGUUACGCCCGGUUAUGUUUACGUUUUCAUUAGUUAACCGGGUCAAGCUCUCUUUGGAGUAUUCAUAAGUUUUUUAAAUAAUAAUUUUACCUAAACAUAAUUUGCAUCAUAAGUUUCUUUCAAACAUGUCAGAAGACAAAGCCAUAUUCCAGGAAUUCAAAUUAGAUCCUGAUAAUGAGCUACGUUUUGAAGUAGAGGAUAAAGAUGAAAAAGUAACUUUAGAGUUGAAAAGUGGUCUUGCAGAAGUUUUUGGAACAGAACUGGUAAAAGGCAAAAAGUAUGAAUUUACUUGUGGAUCCAAAAUUGCCGUUUAUACUUGGCAAGGUUGCGUAGUUGAAUUAGGAGGUAAAACAGGAGUGAGUUAUGUGUCCAAAGAAACUCCCAUGAGUUUAUAUCUGAAUUGUCAUGCAGCAAUGGAAAGAUUAAGAGAAACAGCUGAAAAAAAUGAUUCUAGAGGACCUAUCUUAAUGGUUGUUGGUCCUUGUGAUGUAGGCAAAUCAACAUUGUGUAGACUUUUAUUAAAUUAUGCUGUAAGAAUGGGAAGGCGACCUAUUUAUGUGGAUUUAGAUGUAGGACAAGGACAUAUUGCUAUACCAGGAACAGUUGGAGCUUUACUUGUUGAAAGACAAUCUAAUGUUGUUGAUGGAUUUAAUCAACAAGCACCAUUAGUAUUUCAUUAUGGACAUAAAUCACCACAAACAAAUAUAGUUUUGUAUAAUCUUCUUGUAACACGAUUAGCUGAAGUUUGCUCAGGUAGAUUACAAGGAAACAAAAAAGCUAAAGCUUCAGGCAUAGUUAUUAAUACUUGUGGAUGGGUUAAAGGUGGUGGUUACAAAAUUUUGACUCAUGCUGCUCAAGCAUUUGAAGUUGAUUCAAUUCUAGUUUUAGAUCAAGAAAGACUUUACAAUGAUUUAGCUAGAGAUAUGCCAGAUUUUGUAAAAGUGGUAUUUCUUCCAAAAAGUGGUGGUAUCGUUGAAAGAUCUCAAGCCGAAAGAAAAGAUAGCCGUGAGCAAUCCAUUAGAGAAUAUUUUUAUGGUUCUAGAACUCCAUUAUAUCCUCACAAUUUUGAAGUGAAGUGGAGUGAGGCAAAAUUAUUCAAAAUUGGGGCACCAAUUGUACCAACAUCGUGUCUUCCAUUAGGUAUGAAGACUGAAGACAAUGUAACAAAAUUAAUUCCAGUAACUCCAGGGCCUGGAUUAUUACAUCACAUACUAUCAGUAUCAUUUGCUGAUUCUCCAGAAGAUGAUGUAGUACAAACAAAUGUUGCAGGAUUUGUGUGUGUAACUAACGUUGAUGUUGAUCGUCAAACUUUUACUAUACUCAGUCCUCAGUCUAGACCAUUACCGAAUCAUAUUUUAUUACUUAGUGAAAUACAAUUUAUUGAUACUCUAUAAUUAGUAGAUUACUGCAUAUUCAUUAAUAUAUUCACUAUUUUUACAAUAAAACAGUUUUUGAAAUUUUUUGA
Messenger RNA from Trichogramma pretiosum, 1853 nucleotides. It is a transcript of the gene cbc, whose product is annotated as protein CLP1 homolog. NCBI's taxonomy places the organism in Eukaryota, Metazoa, Arthropoda, Insecta, Hymenoptera, Trichogrammatidae. The coding region runs from base 514 to 1782 and encodes 422 amino acids. The record is from RefSeq and is a predicted model, not a curated record. Gene Ontology annotation, cellular component: nucleus; mRNA cleavage factor complex. Gene Ontology annotation, molecular function: polynucleotide 5'-hydroxyl-kinase activity. The transcript is spliced from 4 exons. Gene Ontology annotation, biological process: tRNA splicing, via endonucleolytic cleavage and ligation.